GCGUCCACCCGGACGGAGUGCCCUUCGCACUCCAGCGCUUGCGUACUUGACUUUCAUCCGUCUUCUCUGGGGCGAUGCCAACGAGGACAGAAGCGACUUCGGCUUCGGGAGCCUGCAGAAACCCAACGACGACAGGCUCACGACCAUGAACCUCGUGCCAUCCGUACGUAGGCACACAAGCCUGACUGUCCUUAGUGCUGACAACGUGCGGCUGCACUCCCCACUUCGGGAGUUCGUCCGUCAGCGGGAGAACAACCGCAACUUUCCAGACUCCUGUGUGGAGCUGGACGUACUUAGAGACAAGGCCGUGGCUGUCUCCCUCUGGGACCUUGACAAGGUCCUUGCAGAUGACA
Symbiodinium necroappetens is the source of this 353-nucleotide messenger RNA. The record is from the annotation of a GenBank genome assembly. Lineage: Eukaryota; Dinophyceae; Suessiales; Symbiodiniaceae.